Molecule: messenger RNA, 252 nt
Organism: Penicillium malachiteum
Lineage: Eukaryota; Fungi; Ascomycota; Eurotiomycetes; Eurotiales; Aspergillaceae
Exons: 1
Coding region: 1-252 (83 amino acids)
Source: RefSeq, a predicted model, not a curated record
AUGAACACGACAAAGGACUACCCAAAAACGAUAUUACAUACUUUGGGUGGACGGAAAGUGGUGCGUAUCAGAAAAACCCUUGUUGUGAAGUCAGGUGACGAUCUCCGUGUGCACAAGGGGCCGACACUUCGUUUUAUCAAAGAAAACACGACGAUCCCCGUCCCUGAUGUUCAUGAUAUCCGUUGGAAAGAUGGGAAGGUUGUGGAGCUUGUCAUGGACUACAUACCGGGCAAACAGCUCAAUAAGGCCUAG